AUGAGGUGUUAAAUUGAUUAGAAUGAAGACAUAUAUGUGCUUUUGUCUUAAUCCAAAGAUAUUGAUUAAUCAAUCUUCCAUGAACUCAAUUCGAUACCAAAAAGUGAGAACAUUUAAUUCAUACUAUAAGCACUCUUAUAAGAUCAAAAUCAAAGGCAAGUUGAGAAAGAAAUAUAGGAGGAAGAAAAUAUAAAACUAUUUGAUAUGGGUUAGAUGUUAAAUGUUGGAAUGAAUGACAUGAAGAGAAUAACAGAUGUUCUCAACAACAUUAAAGAUCAUGAUUUUAAUAGAGAAAAUUACUCUUUAGAGGAAUAUAAAGAAGUUAAAAAAGAUCUGAUCAUAAAAAUAUCCAGUGAUAAGAAGAUCAUAGAAUUUAUAAAAUUUUUAGUACUUCUUACUGCAUAUGAUGAAAACUACAUUUAGUGUGGAUCAAAUUCUCUACAUUUAUUAGUUUAAAUGAAAGUUGACUUGAAAACACAAUCUUUUAAAAAUAUUAAAAUUAGAAACACUUCUUUAAUAAGCGGUCAUUUUGUUAAGUGUGACUUAAGUGGAUCUGAAUUUAACAAUGUAAUUAUUAUGGAAUUAAUAUAAAUGGAGCCAAAUUAUUUAAUUGUAAAUGGAAGAAUAUAAAAAUAAAUGAAGCAAUAUAGUUAAAUGGUCAUGAUCGCGGUGUCAAUUCAGUUUGUUUCUCUUCUGAUGGUAAUUCAAUGGCAUCAGGUAGUGAAGAUAAUUCCAUUCGUUUGUGGAAUGUUAAAAAAGGAAAACUAAAAUAUGUAUUAUAAGGUGAUGGUAUCGUAUACUAAAUCUGCUUCUCACCUAAGGAUAGUAUUUUAGCUACCACUAGUGCUUCACUAGUGUAUUUAUGGAACCUAAGAACAGGAAAGAAAAUAUAUCAAUUAAAUGGUCAUAGUGAUUGGGUUAAUUCAGUAUGCUUUUCUCCUGAUGGUAUUAUAUUAGCAUCAGGUAGUCAUGAUAGGUUAAUCUGUUUAUGGGAUGUUAAAACUGGAUUAAAAUUAGCAAAAUUAUAUGGUCAUCGUGAUUAUGUUCGAUCAGUCUGUUUCUCUCCUGAUGGUUUUAUAUUAGCAUCUAGUGGUGAUGAUAAGUCAAUUUGCUUAUGGGAGGUUAAAACUGGAUAACAAAAAGCAAAAUUAGAUUGUCAUACUAGGGCUGUUCAAUCAGUUUGUUUCUCUCCUGAUAGUGCUACAUUAGCGUCUGGUAGUGAUGAUACAUCUAUCCGCUUAUGGGAUGUGAAGACAGAAUAGUAAAAAGCCAAAUUAGAUGGUCAUACAAGAGAAGUCAUGUCAGUUUGUUUCUCUCCUGAUGGUGUUACAUUAACAUCAGGUAGUUAUUAAGAAAUCUUUUUAUGGGAUGCUAAGACAUAGUAAUAAAUAGCCAAAUUAGAUGGUCAUACUAAUACAGUAUAUUCAGUCUGCUUCUCUCGUGAUUGUAUGACAUUAGCAUCUGGCUGUCAUGAUAACUCUAUCUGUUUAUGGGAUGUUAAAACAGGAGAGUAAAAAGCCAAAUUAGAUGGUCAUUCAAGUGCAGUUUAUUCAAUUUGUUACUCUCCUGAUGGUACUACAUUAGCAUCUGGUAGUUGGGAUAAGUCUAUCCGUUUAUGGGAUGUUAAAUCAGGAUAAUAAAAAGCCAAAUUAGAUGGUCAUUCAAGUGCAGUUUAUUCAAUUUGUUACUCUCCUGAUGGUACUACAUUAGCAUCUGGUAGUUGGGAUAAGUCUAUCAGUUUAUGGGAUGUUAAGACAGGAUAGUAAAAAACCAAAUUAGAUGGUCAUUCAUCAACAGUAAGUUCAAUCAAUUUCUCACCUGAUGGAAAUACAUUAGUAUCUGGUAGUGAUGAUAACUCUAUCCGUUUAUGGAAUGUUAAGACAGGAUAAUAAAUAGCCAAAUUAGAUGGCCAUUCAUCAACAGUAAGUUCAAUCAAUUUCUCACCUGAUGGAAAUACAUUAGUUUCUGGUAGUAUAGAUAACUCUAUUCGUCUUUGGAAUGUAAAAACAUCAAAGGAAAUACUCAAAUCAGAUGGUAGCUAUAAAAAUUUGCUUGCCUAGUUUAGCAUACCUCUUCAAUAUAGGUACUUAUUAACAAAUGGUAUUUAUUAUUAAUUAUUAUUUAGUUAAUCCUGAUCUUACAAUACUUAGAAUAUGCUAGAAUCCUAUUUUAGAAGCAUCAGGAACACUUAUCCUAUAAGGACAGUUCAUUAAUCAUUAAGGGAAGGAUUUAAAACCUUUGUUUAAUUCCAAAGGAAGUUGCUUUUUAUAGGACUUAAAGCAAGAGAAGAGAAUUUGA
Messenger RNA from Paramecium octaurelia, 2298 nucleotides. The record is from the annotation of a GenBank genome assembly. NCBI's taxonomy places the organism in Eukaryota, Ciliophora, Oligohymenophorea, Peniculida, Parameciidae.